UUAAAUAUAUAGUAGUACGGAUCUAUACAUACAUAAUCAUAAAUAUCGCACGCAGCACCGUUAACAUACGUGCAUAUGAGGUGCUAUUUGACAUUUAGACCGUUUUUUUACGUUAAAAUGUCUAGUUCAACUAAAGCUGCGUGCUAUAAAACCCAUUUUUGACAAUUCGUUACUGAUGGAAUUGCCAAAGUAUGACAGCACCAGAAGGAAUUUCGCACGAUUGCAAAAAAUUGAUUAGGAACUGUAUAGAAUAAUUAACUCUGAUUAUAUAUUUAUUCCAAAAGAAUGAAAACAGAUGACAAUUAAAGUAAAGCGAUAAUUGUUGUAUUUGUUAGCAGUGAAAGCCUCGGAAGUAAUUGGUAUAAUCAAUUAAAGUUGCAGUAAUUACUGUCUGGUGUAAGAACAGGAAGGGUGGGCAGUGUAGUGUGUUUUAGGGUCAACAAUAAACCUUGACUUAGAAGACUCACAAAUAUGACCGGCAGAAUGCGGAAUACAACCAAAGUGGAGGCACUUAUCGAGAGUUGUCGAAGUGAGGGUAAAUGGCAACGAGUAAUUGAGCUGACCGAGGAAUUAAAAACAGGGUCACCAAAUAAUGAAUGCCUGGCGAAUUUUCUUAUUGGCGAGGCACGUUUGGAGAACUACCUCGAAGAUAAUGCACCCAUCGAAAGCAAUUUCAGCAAAGCCAAAACUGGUCUGCAUGAUGCAAGACGUAGUCUAAAUCUUGUCACGGGUGAAAAUGGACAAAAAGCAGGGAUUGCACUAGAUGCUUUUCUACUAUUAGCCAAAUUAAGUUUCGCUUGUGGAGAAUACGAAAAAAGUUUAGAGAAUUUUGUUAAGGCUGAGCUAAAUACACUGGCAGAAAAAGAACUGACAUUACGCAGCCUAAAAAUAUUAGCAGAAUCUUAUGCUAUUAAGGGUCUCUGCUUAGAAAAUCAAACAAAUCAGCCAUCAUCAAAGUUUAAAAAAGCUGAAAAAGAAACUGAAAUGAUAUCAUGUUUUGAACGUGCCACCGACUUAGGACUAUUAUAUUUACAAGAACAGGAUAUUGCUACAUAUUCAACGCCAAAUAGUACUGCUGGCACAACGCUUGCAGUCAAUUCCACCGUACAACCAUCUGCCAGCAGUUUAGCGAUUAGUUCUACAAUACCCGCCAAUCCAUUAGAAAUAAAUCGACGUAUGGGUACCAUACUGGAAACAGCACUACAACGUGCUCCUAUCGUACUCAUUAAAGCGGGUAAACUGCAAGAUGCCAUUGAAAGAUAUCGUACUAUGUUGAAUGCCAUAGAAACUAAAACCACGCAAUCACUUAGACUGACUCUGGCACGUCAAUUAGCUGAGGUGCUGCUACGUGGUGUCUCAGGCACUAUUUAUACACCACCAUUUAUUAAAAAACCAGCGGGACAAGCUAUGCGUACAACAACAACAAAACGUUUAUGGAAACCAAGAAAAUAUGCAGCACGUAAUCAAUUCACACCACGUAAUCAACAUGAGGAAACAAUAUUAUUAUUAUUAAUUGCUGAAGCUUUAGCUGUACGCGAUACCGUGCUCUCACAAAGUCCAGAAUUUCGUGUAGCACGUCAGCAUGCCAUGGGCAAUGCUACAGCUGUUUAUGAUUUGUUAACAUUAGCCACAGUACGUUGGGGACUAGUCAAUCUUUUGACAGAAUCAUUUGAGAAAGCACUAAAGUUUUCAUUUGGUGAACAGCAUGUGUGGCGUCAAUAUGGUAUUUGCCUAAUGGCAGCUGGUAAACAUAUGCAAGCGCUAAGAGUACUACAAGAGUCAAUGAAAAUUACACCAGGUGAUCCUUUACCCUGCUUGAUGGCAGCACGUAUCUGCUAUGAGUCAUUAGGUUUAACUAAGGAAGGUUUAGAUUUUGCGCAACAAGCGCUCAAAAGAGAAUUAAAAGGUUUACGUCCUUCCCGCAGUCAACUUUAUGUUGGUAUUGGUUACCAACAGCUGGCUAUACAAUCAUUACUUAAAGCCGAACGUGAUGCGUACAAUAAACAAGCUUUGGAUGCACUGGAAAAAGCUGUGCAAAAUGAUGGCAAUGAUCAUCUUUGCGAGUAUUAUUUAGCCUUACAAUACGCUUUAGUUAAUAAUAUAACUGAGGCAUUAACACAUAUACGCUUCGCUUUAGCUUUGCGUACCGAACAUGCACCCAGUUUGCAUUUAUUUGCCCUUCUACUCACUGCUUCACGGCGCCCGCGUGAGGCUUUAAAUGUUGUAGAAGAUGCGCUUGAAGAAUUUCCAGAUAAUUUGAAUUUAUUACAUGUUAAAGCCCACCUGCAAUUGCAUUUACAAGACGCUGAAAUUGCUCUGAUCAGUGUACAUCGUAUGUUGGCCAUUUGGCGUGAUCUGUAUGAAGGACAAAUAAAUGUUGAAGAAGAAAAGCAUUCGGAUACGAAAAGUAUUGUGUUGCACAUGCAAACAUCACAAAUGUCUGAUAAGGAUUCAAGUUCCGUUUAUGCUGCUUCCUUGGCUGCAGUGUCACGUGUUGAACAAGCCUUAAGUGAAGCUGCUAGUUCGCUCAGUUCAUUUACGCCACGACCUGGACCACAGCGACCUUGGAUGAUACAAAUUAAGAUUUGGCUACUACUCGCCGAUGUUUACCUUAAUAUUGAUCAGCCAAAUGAAGCACUGCAUUGCAUACAAGAAGCGUCACAAAUCUAUCCACUUUCACACCAAAUCAUGUUUAUGCGAGGAUUAAUUUGUGUUUACUUGGAGCAAUGGAAUGAUGCUAAACAAUGUUUCUUUAAUGCUGUAGCUGCCAAUCCAAAUCAUACUGAAGCUUUACGUUCUUUAGGUGAAACACAUCAUGUAUUGGGUGAACCACGUUUAGCAGAAAAAUUUCUUAAAGAUGCUGCUAAAUUAGAUCCCAACUGUCCGAGAAUUUGGUUCAGUUUAGGUAAAGUUAUGGAGACAUUGGGUGAUUACGCUGCCUCAGCAGAUUGUAUGGCUACAGCUUUACAACUUGAACCAACUUGUCCAGCUCUUCCGUUAACCUCAAUAGCACUGACCUUUGAUUGAGGAAAAUCAACUAAAUUAUACGUUCAUAUAUGGCAUGUAUUUUAAGUAUUUUUAUGGGAUUAAGUUAAUUUUUAUUUACUGCAGGGAAAAAUUAUUCAGUUUAAGAUAGAAAUUAUUUGUGCGUACGGCUAGUAAAAUUAGUACAUAUUUUAUAUAAAUUAUAACUUAAAGCAUUUAGUUUGUUCUUGUUAAUAUUUAAACAUAUUGUUGUAGUAAUUCUCUAGGGAAUUCUAAAAAACCUUGUUAAAUGUAGCAAACAAAAACACAAAUAGCGAUAUAAUCAGCAACACAUGUUUAAAGUUAGCAGUUGUUAGUUGUUCAUGUUACUUCAUAUGUUGCAAUAUUAGCUAAAGAUAGUACAGUUAUAAGUCAUGCAUAUAGUAUGAAUUUAGUUAUUUUAAACAUAAUAUAUGUAACAAAGUUUAAUGCUAAUAUUAGCUUUAUAAUUCCCUAUAGUUAUUUUAAAUAUAUGAUAAUAUUCUGUAAUUUCCUCCCAUUUAGGUUAGUAUUAACAUUUUGCUCAGUUUAACUGGCUAGAACUUCUGUUCAUAUAACUGGCAUAUAUGAAAUAAUACAAUUUAGAUAUCUUCUGAAGACAUCUAUAAGUAAUAUAAAAGCAAUAUUAUAUGUUUAGCAUUGUAUUUAAUUAAACAUAAUAAACUCAUGAUUCCUAUCUAUUUUUAUUAUAUUAUCUCUUAAAUGCAAUAGACUCUCGUAAACCCCGGUCCUUUAUAACUGGUUUUGACAUGAUCCAAUAGAAACUUAUAACUUGGAAUCGUGUUUGAACUUGCAUAAAUUUAUUUAAUAAUGUAUGUCUUGUAUACAUAUGCUAUAUAUAUAUAUACCCGUGUUGUAUUGAAGUUUACAGUAUUUCGUUAUUUUAUUUUUUAAUAUAUUAUAAAUAUUGGGUUAAGUAAGAGUUUUAGAAAAUCGUAUCGAUAUUAUUUUAUAUGAAUUAUGCCUUCGUUUGCGAAUAUUCCUUGAUGUAGAAAUAUUGAUUCUAUGUGAAUAUUCUAUUAUAUUGAAAUAUUCCUUUG
This is a messenger RNA of Teleopsis dalmanni, 4064 nucleotides long. RefSeq names its product tetratricopeptide repeat protein 7B (gene Ttc7). The transcript is spliced from 9 exons. Gene Ontology annotation, biological process: protein localization to plasma membrane; phosphatidylinositol phosphate biosynthetic process. Gene Ontology annotation, cellular component: plasma membrane. The record is from RefSeq and is a predicted model, not a curated record. Gene Ontology annotation, molecular function: protein binding. Bases 472 to 3027 code for a protein of 851 amino acids. NCBI's taxonomy places the organism in Eukaryota, Metazoa, Arthropoda, Insecta, Diptera, Diopsidae.